CCUGUUUCGAAUAUUCAAUUUUACAAAUUUUCCCUAAUUUUUAAAUUAGAUAAAUACCCCCAACAAGUUUCAGAUCUUUGCCACCAAACCCUCUCCCUCUCUCUCUCUCUCUCUCUCUAGCUUGCUCUGAAGCAGCAACACCGCCACCAUGGCAAUGGCAACCACACCUCACUCCCUCCUCCUCCAAAACCCAAAUACCAAUUUUCUCAAAAACCCCAAAACGCCCUUCGCCACCAUCCCCAUGACCGCCACCCGCCUCACCACCACCACCACCACCACCACCUCCACCACCCUAAACCCCGCCAAACCCAUCUCCGUCAAAUGCUCAGCCACCACCACCCACAUCCAAGAUCGAUCGCCUGCCCAGUCCGAAUCCCAAGAUCGGGUCUUCAACUUUGCUGCGGGACCCGCCGUUCUUCCCGAACACGUCCUCCGGAAGGCCCAAUCGGAGCUCUACAACUGGCGUGGAUCUGGGAUGAGCGUCAUGGAAAUGAGCCACAGAGGCAAAGAGUUCCUCUCCAUAAUCCAGAAGGCCGAGUCCGACCUCCGAACCCUCCUGAACAUCCCGGACGAAUACUCCGUCCUCUUCCUCCAGGGCGGCGCCACCACCCAGUUCGCCGCCAUCCCUCUCAAUCUCUGCAAACCCGACGACAAAGUCGAUUACUUGGUAACCGGGUCGUGGGGCGAUAAGGCUGUCAAGGAGGCGCAGAAGUAUUCGAACCCAAAAGUGAUCUGGUCUGGGAAAUCCGAAAAGUACACAAAGAUUCCAGCUUUCGAGGAAUUGGAGCAGAGCGCGGACGCCAAGUAUUUGCAUAUAUGCGCUAAUGAAACAAUCCAUGGCGUCGAGUUCAAAACCUACCCGAAUCCGAAUAACGGCCUCCUGAUCGCCGAUAUGUCCUCCAAUUUCUGCUCCAAGCCGGUGGACGUUUCCAAAUUUGGGAUCAUCUACGCCGGGGCGCAGAAGAAUGUGGGGCCGUCUGGGGUAACCAUUGUGAUCAUCAGGAAGGAUCUGAUCGGAAAUGCUCAGCCGGUCACGCCGGUGAUGCUGGACUACAAGAUCCAGGACGAGAACAAGUCGUUGUACAACACGCCGCCGUGCUACGGCAUUUACAUGUGCGGAUUGGUGUUCGAGGAUUUGCUGGAGCAGGGCGGGUUGGUGGAGAUUGAGAAGAAGAACAAGAGGAAAGCUGACAUUUUGUACAAUGCCAUUGAUGAGAGCAAGGGGUUUUACCGGUGCCCGGUGGAGAAGUCGGUGAGGUCGCUGAUGAACGUGCCGUUUACGCUGGAGAAGGCGGAGUUGGAGGCGGAGUUCGUGAAGGAGGCGGCGAAGGAGAAGAUGGUGCAGCUGAAGGGGCAUAGGUCGGUGGGAGGGAUGAGGGCUUCGAUUUACAAUGCAAUGCCUUUGGCCGGGGUGGAGAAGUUGGUUGCUUUCAUGAAGGAGUUCCAGGCAAAGCAUGCAUGAAACAUUGAUUUUACCCUGUUUUGAAACAUAAAUUUCUACUAGAUUUGUUAGGAUCUUUGUUUUGUUUUUGUUUGCUGUGUUUUUUUUUUUGGGUCCCGAACUGUUUGUCGUUUGAUGUUUAUGAAGUUGAAGUCAAUUUCCGAUGUUUAAAUUUUGUUGUCAUAAGCUCAGAGUAAUGAAUAAUACAAUCCUUCAGUGA
This is a messenger RNA of Pyrus x bretschneideri (Chinese white pear), 1661 nucleotides long. RefSeq names its product phosphoserine aminotransferase 1, chloroplastic. Lineage: Eukaryota; Viridiplantae; Streptophyta; Magnoliopsida; Rosales; Rosaceae. Gene Ontology annotation, biological process: L-serine biosynthetic process. Bases 149 to 1462 code for a protein of 437 amino acids. The record is from RefSeq and is a predicted model, not a curated record. Gene Ontology annotation, cellular component: chloroplast stroma; cytoplasm. The transcript has a single exon. Gene Ontology annotation, molecular function: O-phospho-L-serine:2-oxoglutarate transaminase activity; pyridoxal phosphate binding.